UCUCAAAAACACUAAAUUACUUGCACUAUGGAUGAUUUCAUUUCUUCACUUCUUCGUGGCAUCAAGUUGGCUAAAGACCUUGAACCAACCCUACAAAACUUAGCCACCCGACCAGACAUGCUCUCCAAGUUAGAUGAGAUCAUUAGGGUUUUCAUGGCUGCUAAAGAAACGUUAAAUGCUGUAGAACCCAGUCUAUACAAUCAAGUGUUGCUUCAGCAGCAGGAACCUAAUCAAAUAUAUAAGACAAUGAUGGAGUUGCUUCUAACGCAAGGGACGUUUCCGGCAGGAAGAACUAGAAGCGAGCAUAUUGUGUCAUCGUCAGGUGGAGGUUUGGCCAUGGAAUUAGGUGGAAGCACAGAUGUUCAGACAAUGGCUCCAUCCUCAUUACAUAGAACGCGAAGAAGGAAGGAUGAUGCAGAUAGAAGGACUAUAAGAGUAGCUGCGCCAAGGAUGGGAAAUACAGAAAUUCCACCUGAAGAUGGUUACACUUGGAGAAAAUAUGGCCAGAAAGAAAUUUUAGCAUCCAAGUACCCUCGGGGCUAUUAUAGGUGCACCCACCAGAAAUUGUAUCAAUGUCCAGCCAAGAAACAGGUUCAAAGAUUAGAUGAUGAUCCCUCCACCUUCGAAGUAAUGUAUCGGGGCGAUCACACUUGCCACAUGUCAGCGACAGCACCGUCAAUUCUGAUGCCAGCAAUGACACAGGAGAUGACACAAACAAUGGCGGCUGGUCAUCAUUCACUACCAUGGCUGGAAUUUAGUUUAGGUGGUGGUGCUAGCAGUGGCAGCGGUGCAGGUCCGUCGACGGUCCGGUAUGGUAAAGAAGCUGAGUACCCUGUUGCAGAUAUGGCUGACGUAAUGUUUAAUUCUGGCAGCAGUAGUAGUAACAGCAUGGAAUUGAUCUUCACUUCCUUGGAAGAACAUAACAAAUGGGACCAAGGGGACAAGAAAAAUUAAAUCGGUGGAUUCAUUGCUAUGUAUAACAGUAGAUUUAAUUAGAUAUUUCAUAUUAUGUGGAUGGCAGCAAUUGGCAUUAAGUUGUAUUGUUUUAAUUAAUUUGCGGGAAAUAGUUUAUUUAAUUUGUUAGUAAAUUUCACUA
Molecule: messenger RNA, 1096 nt
Organism: Mercurialis annua (annual mercury)
Lineage: Eukaryota; Viridiplantae; Streptophyta; Magnoliopsida; Malpighiales; Euphorbiaceae
Product: WRKY transcription factor 55
Exons: 3
Coding region: 28-954 (308 amino acids)
Biological process (GO): regulation of DNA-templated transcription
Molecular function (GO): DNA-binding transcription factor activity; sequence-specific DNA binding
Source: RefSeq, a predicted model, not a curated record